Olea europaea var. sylvestris is the source of this 986-nucleotide messenger RNA. RefSeq names its product protein phosphatase inhibitor 2-like. Bases 222 to 767 code for a protein of 181 amino acids. Gene Ontology annotation, biological process: regulation of signal transduction. The record is from RefSeq and is a predicted model, not a curated record. The transcript is spliced from 5 exons. Gene Ontology annotation, molecular function: protein phosphatase inhibitor activity. NCBI's taxonomy places the organism in Eukaryota, Viridiplantae, Streptophyta, Magnoliopsida, Lamiales, Oleaceae.
AUAUCCUCUAAAACUACCCUUAAUCAAACCCGGUCAAAACUCUAGUGGUCAAUAGGGCUGACCCGGCAUUUCAGACGCUGACUUGGGGGCAUUCCUGGAGAAGAAAAUUUCCGCGAAAUUUUUAUAGAAAGGGGCUAUGCUAAAAUUUACGGAACAAAUUCGUCUGGAGCAGUAAGGACCUGAAAAUCCGACGGCUGUCAAUUGCUCGGUUUGAUUUGGGAAUGUCUGGGGACUAUCAAAUUCCUGAAACGAAGAAGGCGCGAGUGAAAUGGGAUGAAGCUAAUCUGGGGGAAAUCGAGGCGAAUAAACCUGUAAGGCAGAAAAUAACUGAACCAAAGACGCCAUAUCAUCCCAUGAUUGAUGACGAUGGCUCAUUAUCUCCUAUUAGGGUAAGUUUUGGGGACAGCUUUGGAGAUUCAACGCAUGCAGAUGCUAUACGUUCGGCAUUGAAUGAUGUGGCUUCCUCAAGCAAAAAUAACCCUCGUUCCUCAGGCUGGACAUCAUCCGAAGAAGAGGAUGCAAUGGAUCAAGAAGAAGCAGUUCUAUCAGAUUCUAAUUCCGAGAGGCAAAGGAGCUUCAGGGAGCACCGUACGGCUCAUUAUGACGAGUUUCGUCAAGUUAAAGAACAUCGUAGAAAGGGCUCUUUCGUUGAAGAUGAGCUUGAGGACUGGGCUGAGGACAAAAGGUGCGAUUCAUCUUCUUCUUUGACUGAUGGGGUUAAAGACAUUGAAAUUGAGGAAUCAACGCGGCCAGCCAAUGGAUUUUAAAUCCAAUUACAAAAAAUAAAUAUAUAAAUAAAUAAAAUAAAUUGUACCUGUGUCGUUUUCAUUAUGUGGUUUUGUUGCUAUAUGCUGGUGGUGGUAUGAGAGGACUUGAACUUUUGCGCUUUUUUGACAUUCAGCUUUGCAACAUGUACAUAGCAGUUUAAGUAUGCAACACAGGGUUCAUUAUUUCUUUCUGGAAAGAUAUAUCCUCUCUUAAGUCUC